UCCCGCAUCCUUCCUCUUCGUCUUGCUUCCCUCCUCCUCCUUCUUCUCCUCCUCCUCCUUCCUCCAUCCCCCAUCCCCAGGCUCUCUCAGUUAUAGUGUGACUCUCCACGGACACUAUCGCCCAGGAUGCCGCAAUACCUACCGUCAUGUAUCCACUACUAAUGCCCGAUCUUCGUCGCCGACUUGCGGCUCCCCAAAAGCGCUCAUAUUCCGCCCGACCAUUUUGGGCAUGCUUGCUGGCUUUCUCAUGCCUUGCCGCUCUCAGCUGGGCUUCCGGGCGUCUGAAUCAUGGUGUCACGGCUCCACUAGCUCCGUCAGCUGAGCAGGUCCUGCUUCACGACGUCCAUCGACUUAGGCGGGAUAACGCUGUGGAGUGCCGUUUAGUCCGUCAAGCCAAAGAUCAAUGUUCCUUCGUCCUCUCGAAUUGCGCUGAUCACGAGGACGGUCUCUUCUCGUACCUCCAGUUUUACUAUUGUACCGCCGCAAAUUUCAAACCAGCCGGAUUCAUUGUCAUCAUUCUAUGGUUGUCGCUACUCUUUAGUACCAUUGGCAUUGCUGCCAGCGAUUUUCUCUGUGUUGAUUUGAGCACCUUGGCCAGCGUUCUCGGUUUGAGCGAAAGCUUAACUGGUGUCACCUUUCUUGCUUUCGGAAAUGGGAGCCCCGACGUAUUUUCUACCUUCGCCGCCAUGCGGUCAAACAGUGGGAGCUUGGCAAUUGGAGAGCUGCUGGGAGCUGCAAGCUUCAUAACAUCCGUUGUUGCUGGCUCAAUGGCGCUGGUCCGCCCAUUCAAGGUCGCCCGGAGAAGUUUCGUUCGUGACGUCGGGUAUUUUAUCUUGGCCGUGGCCUUCAGUAUGUUUCUGUUAGGUGACGGUCGCCUCCAUGUCUGGGAGUCGGCCAUGAUGGUAGCCCUUUAUUGUUUCUACGUCGUGUUGGUGGUAACGUGGCAUUGGUAUUUGACUCGACAGCGUCGCGUAUAUGAGAGGAACAUAGCCGCCCGGUCUCACUUUCACAUACCCGACAACCAGGAGCUUGAUAUCGAAGAAGAGGAAGACGAUGACCCGGGGGUCGCAUCGGAGGCUACAAGUCUUCUUCGCGGCGAGGACUUUGACGCUCUCGAGAGGUCCGGUGUGCCAACUUGGCAGGAAGGGGAGGAAGAUGACGAAACCCGCAAUCGGUAUCUCGCUGAAAUCCGCGACAACAUGCACAUUUAUCGCCCUUCUACUCGCAGGCGCAAUACGUUGAAUCCCAUCAGGCCCAGUCUGGUGGGCGCUCUAGAGUUCCAGUCGGUACUUUCUUCUCUUCAGAGGUCGAAAAAUAUUCAUCAUCACGAGCCCAUCGACCUCGGGAGUUGUUCAGAUGAUGAGCGUUCCCAUUCUCGUUCGCAACAGUCCGACAAUGCUUCUGUCGUGUCCCAUCCCUGUGCCGGCCGUGUCUCUGCUGGUGACCGCUUAUCUCCUAAUCGAGCCAUAGGUUCUGUCCGCACUCGAGCAGUGUCUGCCAAUGCUGCCGCAGACCUGAAACUAGAUACGAGCAUGUUUAGUUCCCACUUCCAACAACCCCGUGUCACUGUUAGCCGACCUUCUGCGGACACUCACGCCUCGGUAACGACGGGCGCCUUACCACCCGACCAGGGCUCAGGAUCAAACCUAUCGCCUCAGUCAAACAUGCGUCUCCAGAGCCCUAACCUACUUGCGCCUCCGGAUGCUUUCAAUUCUCCAACCUAUCAAGUGACAAGUUCACGUCCUCGCUCCCCGCUUUCGUUAUCCCCACGCGAUACGUCCCCCUCCCCUGGUCCUGCCGAUGCCUUUCCAGAGAGUUCUAUAAGCCCGUUCCCACUCUUCCAAGAUGCACCAAGCGGUCCAAGCCCCGCAUCCUCGAAGGCGCCGAGCUUACGCCUCCCGGCCGCUUUCGUCCCUACGGAGCUGCUGCAGAUACAUGAUAGCGUCUUUGAUAGUGGGAGUAAUCUGGCGACAACGCCGACGUGGUGGCCAACUCUAUCGCUCACUUCUCAGCCGAUUCUACCAACCCUGUUUCCAACAUUAGCCGACUGGAAAUCUAAAACAUUCUGGGAACGACUACUGGGGAUUGUUGCAGCACCUAGUGUGCUGCUUCUGACAAUCACUCUUCCUGUGGUUGAACCUGUGCAACUCGACAAUGGUGCAAAUGCUGUUUCGGUCAUAGUGACUUCAGCGGACGGUGAAAAUGCGCCAUCACCUGCUGUAAGACUGCCGGAGGACAGCCCACUUCUGCGUGCCUUUGAUCCAGAGUCCAUCAUCCAAAGCCCAGUGGAUCAGAAUGGCAAGACGCAACCGGGACCGAGACAUUUACGUUUUGAUUCUGAGUUGCCGGCCAUCCAAACAAAUAUGGACUCCCCAUCGCCAUCUUCGAAGGAGUGGUGCGUUUGGUUAGUUUGGACACAAAUUUUUAUGGGCCCCUUCUUCGUCGCCUUGAUGUACUGGACGACGGUGGACUCCGAGUUAGAGGCCCGGAAUCUCUUAUUGCCCUCGAUGGUUUCCCUUCUCUUUUCCUUGAUAUGCAUCACUUGUCUGAUGAUCAGCACGCGGCACAACCUAUCCUCCCAGCCUCCCAGUGCUUGGCGUCCUGUUCUUGCCUUUUUAGGCUUUGUUGUUGCGAUCUGCUGGAUUGCAACCAUUGCCACCGAGGUUGUCAAUCUCCUGAAGACCCUGGGUGUCAUUUUGAACAUCAGCGACUCGCUUCUGGGACUGACAGUGUUUGCGGUGGGAAAUUCCUUGGGCGACCUGGUUGCGGACAUUACUGUUGCACGCCUAGGUUAUCCCGUCAUGGCUCUGAGUGCCUGUUUCGGGGGCCCCAUGCUAAAUAUUCUCCUCGGCAUUGGUCUGGGCGGACUGUAUAUGACCCUGAACACAAAACCAGAAGCGAUAGUCAGGGCUGGCGGCUCGUACGAGAUCGAACUUUCCAAGGUCCUCAUUAUCAGCGGUGCUACUUUAUUGGUCACCCUGGUCGGCUUGCUGAUCGUCGUUCCUCUGAACAAAUGGAGAAUGGAUCAGAAGAUUGGUUGGGGCCUGGUCAUCCUAUGGGUCAUCAGCACGAUCGGCAACAUUCUCGCUGAACUUCUAUUAUGAAACAAGAGUCUAUCUCUUGUCAUUGCUCUGGAAUUCUG
Molecule: messenger RNA, 3142 nt
Organism: Aspergillus sclerotioniger CBS 115572
Lineage: Eukaryota; Fungi; Ascomycota; Eurotiomycetes; Eurotiales; Aspergillaceae
Product: sodium/calcium exchanger protein
Exons: 2
Coding region: 147-3104 (985 amino acids)
Biological process (GO): intracellular calcium ion homeostasis; transmembrane transport; monoatomic cation transport
Cellular component (GO): membrane
Molecular function (GO): monoatomic cation transmembrane transporter activity
Source: RefSeq, a predicted model, not a curated record